This is a messenger RNA of Ceratitis capitata (Mediterranean fruit fly), 1382 nucleotides long. RefSeq lists its product as uncharacterized. Bases 181 to 1215 code for a protein of 344 amino acids. The transcript has 3 exons. The record is from RefSeq and is a predicted model, not a curated record. NCBI's taxonomy places the organism in Eukaryota, Metazoa, Arthropoda, Insecta, Diptera, Tephritidae. Gene Ontology annotation, biological process: embryonic development via the syncytial blastoderm; cell surface receptor signaling pathway via JAK-STAT.
CAACUUUUGAUUUAUUAUUUAAUUACAGUCACUGACGCUGCGCAGUCAACAAGCCAUAGAGAGUGUGCUCACCGCAGAUUGAUUUGUGGCGCUUCUGCACCUGAGUUGUGUUUACGGCGGAAGAAACUGUACACGGAAAAGAAACCAAGUGAAAGCAGUAUUAAAUUUUGCGAAUGUGCAAUGGAAAUGAAAACUAUAGAAUUGUCUACUACAACUUUACUGCCAGUAGAUGUUGUUAUUUCUGAGCCCGCUAAGCAAACGACAAUUCCAGCAGAUAAAGUUUCGUCUCCAGUAUCUUCAAUACCGAUUCAUUCUUGCCAAUUAUUACGCAAUUUUCCUCUACAUCCAACUCUCAUAGCAAUGCUUUGUUUGAUCUUCCUGCUUUCAUCCUUGAGCUUUAUAGAAGCCACGCUCUUAACGCGGAGCAAUAUUUGUGGGCAAUAUGUCGGUGCGGAUGAGCAACAUUCACUGAAACCACCACGCCGUGCGGAUAAGGCAAGGGUACUAUGCGAAUUGCGUGGAAAUAUAACCUUAAAGAGAAUUAGCUUGCAUCCGUAUAUGGGUCCUAAAAAUUUUUCAAACAUAUGGGCCAAACAUGGAAAAUCGUACGCGUUCCUCAAAGUAGCUAAGGGCAAAAAGAUUUCUUUACGAACAUGGCAUAGAGAUUUGCAAGUUUAUCUUAUCGCUGCUGAUCAUUUGCAUGGACGCGCUAUGAGUCACAAAACACUACAACAAAAUACAUGGAGUAGUUCAAAAGAGCAUAUAGACAAAGUAAGCAUUGGUAUCAAGCGACUAGAACUACUCAUCAUUACAAUACGAAGUUUACUUUGCGAUCUUGAGAUGACAGCCAGUUUCCUGUCGCAACGACAUCUGGUACUAACGGUGAAUGCCACAGAGAUCCGUAAGAAUAUGCACUUGAGAACGGAUAUACGCUCAAGCGAAGAAAGUAUCGAUCCUGUAGAUAUAAAUAUGUUGUAUAAAAGAUUAUGGCGAUCUCUGAAGAAUAUGAGUAGAAUACUAAAUAAAAACACGCGUUGUGGAAAGCAAAGGAAUGGAGGGAGUAAUAUUAAAGGAGGUGUGCAGCAGUCCCAGAAACAUAAUUUAACAUUACAUCAACAUUUAAUUCCGCAUAAUGGAUUAAGUGGCAAUAAAAAUACGAGCAGAAGACACAGGAAAAAUAGAUUACACAAUGAGCGGAGAAAGUUAAAUAUAUAAAAUUAUAAAUGUGCUGUCAUCCACAGCAAUUUUUUGGGAAAAAAAUAUUCGAAAUGCUUAAUUUAAAAUAAAACAGCUCAGGAAUAAUUUAAGUCAAAAUUAGUUAGGAUCGAAAAUAAUGAAAAAUAAUUUCUUAGUCACGUAUAUUUGGUACAUUUUUAGCAACU